AUGACAACGACGAUGGCUUCUAAACCUCCAGCAGUCGACCCAGCGGAUGUGUCAGAAGACGAGGCAGAAACUCCAAUUUACUUGGAGACGCCGUCUGCUCCAAAACCACAAAAGCCCGUCAAGAAGGCAACAGACAUUGAUUGCUGGUCCAUGAACCUCGAUGCCUUUAUUCUCAACAAACACAUCUUUAACAAAGAGCACUUUAUCGCGCCACUAAACAGACCUGACAAUUCGUCAUUUCUGUCUGGGGAGUUCUCAGCGCCAGAUGCGAUCCCCAAUGUUGACAUUGAUGGAGCGUAUCCGUGGUACUCAAACUCGCGCAUUGCGGAUAUCACACAAACACCGGAAGUUAAGGAUGAGAAAAAUGUCUAUGAUCGCAUGCUGCGUAAUGAGCGAUUGGGCGUCUAUCUACAUUGGACACUGCCGCAGCAUUUCCGUAAUGGAAAAACGAAGGAUACUGACGAUGAAAAGGCGGGAGAUGUGGCACAAACACAUGUGCCAGAUCGUUGGAUAGUCUUUAGAUGCAUCACUGAAGCUUCUGAGCCCGGUGCUCCAGCAUUGGCGGCUUUUAUAAUUGAGAGCAAUCGCAUUCGCCAUUUCGGCGGACACUUUGACCCAUCCACAGACGAUACUUUCGAUGUCGAGACGGAGGCUUCCCCGUUCAUCGACCAGAAAGUCCCGGUGGAAAAGCAAGUCGAUGUGUUUAUGGGUAUGAAGCGCAAAUUCGACGAUGACUGGAAUGACCCUGAUCCCAAUGGUCUUUACCACUCGCCGUUAGCAUUGCUGGACUCGGCCAAUCCUCUGUUCCCAGACUUUCAGCAUCACAACUCAAACAUCUUCUCCAUUCACGACGAUGUCAGCUGGAAAGAUAGUGCGGGCAAGAUCAUCCAGCCAGCAUCUGCGACAAUCUCGUACGCUGUGUUUGGCUAUCAUUCGACAUUUCAUGCGGAACAUGAUGAGAAGAAGUCUAUUACCCACGGUGCCAUGUACAAUGUCAAGUGGACGAGAGAUAAAGCACCCGAAAACUCCGAGGCGCUCAAUAUUGCUAGGAACGUGAGCGAAAAGCAGCCUAUAGCUAUGGGGUCAGACUCACUGGAAGCACUCGAGGCAUACCUGCAUGCUUUACCAGAGGAUGCAAGCCCCGUGCAAAAGACAGCAGCCCAUCAGAGUCUAGAGCCCAAGCGCUGGAGCAACAACGACUGGAUUGCGCUUAUUGACGAAAUGAAGAUGGCAAUUGGACAAUCCGGCCAAGGCGGUCUUCUUGACUCUCACGUACCGCAGAACCUCAGAGCUGGUUUCAAACCUACAGACGGAGGCAAGAAAUGGCGCUUCAACAACGACAAGGUCUCUGCGGCUGGAAAUGACCAGCCCAUCAAUCCCAACAAGAUGAAGGAACUACAUGUUCCUACCGCAGACGAAAUGAAAGCCUUGCUCAAAGCGGAUAGGUUCCAAGCAUAUAUCGAUGCUUUAGACCGUCAGGAAGGAUAUCUUCGUCAUCGCCUCUUCUGCGAGUGGUGGAAGCGCCGUGCCCGUGUACCAGGAGGUCGAUGGGCGGAACCUUCAAUUCGCGCGGAAUGCAGUAAGAGAAUCCGCGAUGAUCUAGCGGCUUUAAAGACCGUCAAAGAGUUGCGCAGCAAGUAUAACCAAGAUCAGGUGCCUGCCGAUCUCGAGAAGAUGCAUGCCACUGCCAGGUCAGAAUUCUUCAGCCGCACGUCUCCUUCAAUAGUCAUGGGCGGGCUUGGUACAGCGUGGCCUUCAGAGUUUCUUGUCAAGAAGAACAACGAGGCUAGGCCACUGAGUUCGCUGCCAUUCACUGGAAAGCAGGGCGCUGAGCUGGUACAGCAAUGGUUGAAGGAAUUGGUUGGAGCCAAGUCCGGUGAUGUGAAUCACCAGAUGUGUAUGGUCCACGGCAUGAAGCUUUUUUUCCAGAACCCAGAGCUGGUCAAGAAGAUAUCCGAUGCGCAAAAGUCAAAUAAGGGCCUCAUGCGACUUCCAGCCUUGUUUGAGUCUCUGGACAGCCUCAAUGCUCUCAACUACACAGCGCCAGGUUGGGUUCGUGUUGGGGUUGAUGCGUUGAUGCAGGAAUGGGCAUAUGCCUUGAGUAUCGGCGAUCCUGAGAAGAUGAGAGAGCCAAGACCUGCUUACUACAACAAAGCCGACACUCAUUGGAAUGACACACAGCCCUGCCGUGUGUUAUUCCUGGAGUGGGAGGUUGAGUACUACCAUUUGCCUAAGCGAUUCUGGACGCUGCAGAGAUUGAGUGAUGGCACAGCAGACUACAGAAUUGCACCGGGUGUCAACAUCUCGUCGUUCGACAUGAUGGAUCUACACAAACGCACUGUCUCUGGAAGAAGUAUUUUGCGUCCCAAUGCUGAGUGGCCGAUGACAACCCUGGCACAGCAGCUUCUGGACAAGCUGGAUAAUGAGUCUCUCAAAGAGAAAGCAAAUCUAGCAGGUGGCAAGGUUGAAAUACUGUCACAAUUGGAGAAGUCACUGAAGAGUCUUAACCUCGUAUCUGGAAAUCUUGACGGCUUCACGGAUCAGCUUCUCACUCUUCACGGCGGCAUUCAUGUAUCGCCUUACAAGUCCGACACUCAUCCUCCGCGCAACGAGAAAGAAACAUCGCUCCUCAACGCGCUACUUGAGUCGGAGAACGGCCACGAUGUCACUCCAUUCGGGGAAGACGUCUGCUCAAUUGACAAGGCCGAGAGGGACUUCAAGCCUGUUACCCACGGCCAAGCGCGCUUCACAAAGUUCAACAUCGUCGAUAAAUUCGGCCAGGUCGUUUCACCAAUUCACACUCCAGACAUCAUCAACAAGGCCAAGCCUCUAUAUCCCUGCCUCGGCCGCACAAUUGCAUGUCAACCGAAUGAAGCAGAAGGUGGAGGUUUUGCCAACAGUGUUGAACUUGACAAGGAGCAUUGCUCACAAUUCUUCCAGCUUGGUCACCGUAUCAAUCAAGACGCUAGACUCAACGUUCAAUUUGUGGUGAACUCUGCUGACGUUGAUGCUCACCAUGAGACAACGCAGUUCUUCAGUGGUGAUUUCGAAGGAGGCGUCGGUCGGAGACAUCAUGUCUGGCGUCCUACCACAGAGUACGAGGAUCCUGUCUGGGGUUGGCUCAUGCUUGACUUCCGGACGAUGGGAAUCCAAGUCUACAACGCCGCUGGCGAAAGUAUGGGUGAAGCUCUGGUGCCGGAUAAUAUCCACGGCAAGGCAUACUGGCAGGUUCACUACGCCGAAGGCGACAUGUCUGAAGCAGCGAAUGAGUCGUCGCAGCUUCAACAGCUCAUGAAGCGCAUGUCUGACGCCAAGUUCCUCGUUGGUCUAUGGGCAAUGCUUGCUGAUGCGUGUCAAAACAUUUACAACGAUCCUUUGACUGGUGAUGCGCAAAUGCUCAAUAUGGUGGGACGACCACUUGCGCUUGUCAAUAUCGGCAUGAACCUCGAGCUCGCUACGCCUGUCAUGCAGUCGCAGAGCUACCAGGAUUUGUUGAAGAAAGAAGAGAUCAAGCUUGAUGAGUACAAGUUUGAGGUCCUUCUCGGCGACAAGUCGAAUCUGCGUGAUGGACUCAUCGGCUAUUUCCCUCCUUCGCCAGGCCCAUCUCCACCAAUCACUCCCACUCCCGUUCCACAGCCUCAAGAUCGUGUAAUAGAUAAGCGGCCUGACAUAAAUUGCGUCUACACCGAGUUCGGUUAUCCCGGACGUAACAUCGUCGCAGGCGAUAAUCAGAAACCAGACUCAUUCGCCUCGCCCAGCUCAAGCAAAGUGUACCUCUCACCUAUGCACGUCGAUCCCUCCAAAUGCAUCCCCGAUCCUACCAAAGAAUACGCCAAAGACUACGACGCAGCAGCAGCUUACCACUGCGGUAUCUGGAAUCAUCCUUCAACCGUUGUCCUCGGCGCUAUUGUCGACCCCUACCAACCCGUUCAUAUCGCCACGGGCAUUCUACCAUCAACAACACUGAAGCUUCCCCAGUGGAUCAUUGACCAGACUCUUAAGAAGCUACGCAUUCUCUUGCGUGGUGGACCUGUUCUUACAAGAUCAGACCUUCCAGGUAUCGACACCAGUCUCGAUUCAUGGAGGAAACCUAUGAACCAGACAACGGCUGAAGCAUGUAUUCCUGCCCUAACGGACAAGGGUGAGUGGUCAUGGCUACAGCCUAACCUGGCGGCGUAUACACUACCUGGAGAUGAUGAUGAGUAUCUACCGCAGUUUGUUCCGUACAACUUGAAGUCAGCGCCUUCAGACUACCCUCUGGAGAUGGGCCCGCAUACGGUGCUGGAGGGCUUCUACAAGUUCGAGUUAUCUCAGAUGAAGCCGAAUGCGGAGCUGAGAGCGGGUAAUCCCGUGGAGGUUGGUGACACAAAGCAACAAACGGAGGUGAAGAAGUAA
This is a messenger RNA of Fusarium musae, 4395 nucleotides long. RefSeq lists its product as uncharacterized. The transcript has 2 exons. Lineage: Eukaryota; Fungi; Ascomycota; Sordariomycetes; Hypocreales; Nectriaceae. The coding region runs from base 1 to 4395 and encodes 1464 amino acids. The record is from RefSeq and is a predicted model, not a curated record.